GGAGCCUCCAGACAUCCCCGCCCUCCUCCCUCCCGGACACCGGCCGAGCCCCACGCCAACAUGUGCCACACCAGCUGCUCCGCGGGCUGCCAGGCUUCCUGCGGCUCCUCUGGCCCCUGCCAGGCGUCCUGCUGUGUGCCCGUGAGCUGCUGCCAGGCGUCCUGCUACGUGCCCAGCUCCUGCCAGGCGUCCUGCUAUGUGCCCAGCUCCUGCCAGGCGUCCUGCCGCGUGCCUGUGAGCUGCAAGCCUGUUGUGUACCUGCCUGUGAGCUGCAAGCCUGUUGUGUGUGUGACCUCCUCCUGCCAGUCCUCCGGGUGCUGCCGGCCCUCCUGCCCCACCCUGGUCCUCAGGCCUGUUCCCUGCGGCACCCCUAACUGCGGCUAGCCCGUGGCCUCCUGGGACCCCUCCUCCGUGGGGCCAGAAGCAGCUGCUGUCUGAACUCCCGGCAGGCAGACCUCGUCCACCUGAGACCUUCUGACCUGACGAGACCAUCUUACAGCAAAGCCGCCUGAUCCCCACUAACCAAGCGGACAGAGUCACCCCCGGCGUCCCCCGACCCCAGCCCGGGUCGUCCACACGGCACCCACCCUGGCUGGUGCAAGCGCCCAGGCUCUGCAGCCGCCAGCACUGAGCUCUAAUAAAUCCCAGAGUGCAUGUGAAGCCCA
Herpailurus yagouaroundi (jaguarundi) is the source of this 665-nucleotide messenger RNA. RefSeq names its product keratin-associated protein 12-1-like. The record is from RefSeq and is a predicted model, not a curated record. The coding region runs from base 61 to 384 and encodes 107 amino acids. Gene Ontology annotation, cellular component: keratin filament. NCBI's taxonomy places the organism in Eukaryota, Metazoa, Chordata, Mammalia, Carnivora, Felidae. The transcript is spliced from 2 exons.